AUGCGGCCGCCUCGCGUCCCGCCGCAGCCGGCGGCGAGGAGCGCUGCGUGGCCCAUCGGCCUGCUCGUCGCGCUCUGCUUCACCACGCUGCCGCUCUUCCUCGCGCUCUCGCCCGGGCGGCCGUCCCUGCUCGACCUGUGGCAGCAGAUGGGCAUCAGAGUUACCGUGCACUACGAUGACGAGACGAGGCCGUCGGAGCCGUCCGACCCCCCGCCGGAGAGGGAGACCCGGGACGUCCUCCUGGGCGGGCUGCUCUCGCCGGACAUCGACGAGGCCUCCUGCCGGAGCCGGUACCUCUCCUCGUUCUACCGCGCGCCGUCGCCGCACUCGCCGUCGCCGUACCUCGUCUCGCGGCUGCGCAAGUACGAGGCGCUCCACCGCCGGUGCGGCCCUGGCACGCCCUCCUACGACAAGUCCGUGCGGCAGCUCGCCUCCGCCCACCACAGCAUGGGCCUCGCCGAGUGCAGCUACCUCGUGUGGACGCCCGGCAACCACCUCGGCGACCGCGUGCUCUCCAUGGCGUCGGCUUUCCUCUACGCGCUCCUCACCCGCCGCGUCUUCCUCGUCGACAUGGCCAGGGACAUGGCGGGCCUCUUCUGCGAGCCCUUCCCGGGCGCGUCGUGGGAGCUACCCCCGGGCUUCCCCGUGCAGAACCUCACGCGGCUCCGCCGCGGCAGCGAGCACAGCUACGGGAACCUGCUGGGCGCCAAGAAGGUCAGCAACGAGGACCCCGCCGGCGUGCGGUCCGAGUCGCUGCCGUCGUACGCGUACCUCCACCUGGCGCACGACUACCAGCUGCCGGACCAGCUCUUCUUCUGCGACGACGACCAGACCGUGCUGGGGAAGGUGAACUGGCUGGUACUGCGGUCCGACCUCUACUUCGCGCCGGGGCUGUUCCUCGUGCCGCAGUUCGAGGACGAGCUCCGGUGGAUGUUCCCGGCGGCGGACACGGUGUUCCACCACAUCGGGAGGUACCUCUUCCACCCGUCCAACAAGGUCUGGAAGAUCAUCGCAGGGUACUACACGUCGUACCUGGCCAAGUUCGACGAGAAGAUUGGGAUUCAGAUCACGACCCUCGCCUGGAACCCCGUGUCGGCGGAGGCGUACUUCAAGCAGAUCACGGCGUGCACGAUCCAGGAGAAGAUCCUGCCCGAGGUCGACCCCGACGCGGCGUCGACCGACUACGAAGCGGCCGCGACGUCGAAGGCAGUGCUCGUCAGCUCGGCGCAGCCGGAGUACGCCGAGCGGCUGAAGUCCAUGUACUACGAGCACGCCACGGUGACCGGCGAGUCCGUCAGCGUGCUGCAGCAGCCAGGCGCAGGAAAGCAACCGCAAAACCAGAAGUUGCUGGUGGAGAUGUUCCUGCUGAGCUACUGCAACGUGUCGGUGGUGAGCGGCUGGUCAACGGUGGGGUACGUCGGCCACGGCCUCGCCGGGGUGAAGCCGUGGCUGCUGCCGCCGCCGCCGAGGAACCAAACGGUGGCCAGCCCGCCCUGCGUCCGGGCGACGUCGAUGGAGCCGUGCUUCCACGCGCCGCCGAGUUAUGAUUGCAGGGCCAAGAAGAACGGGGACCUCGGUGCCGUUCUCCGGUAUGUCAGACACUGCGAGGAUGUGGACGAUGGCCUUAAAUUGUUUGAUUGAUUUUGGUCAGAUCAGAUCAAGUAACAUUAUCAAAUUUCCAGAAGUCGAGAAUCAAAAGAGAAUUCAGAAUAACAAUUUUCUUCUGAUAAAUGUAUUUAUAAGCAAAGGUACAUACAUGCAGCAAAUUGCAUGCCCCAAUUUUUUCUCCUUGGGAGGGAAUUGCAUGUACACGAUUUGACCUGCAUUGUU
Messenger RNA from Panicum hallii, 1830 nucleotides. RefSeq names its product galactoside 2-alpha-L-fucosyltransferase-like. Gene Ontology annotation, molecular function: galactoside 2-alpha-L-fucosyltransferase activity. The record is from RefSeq and is a predicted model, not a curated record. The coding region runs from base 1 to 1641 and encodes 546 amino acids. NCBI's taxonomy places the organism in Eukaryota, Viridiplantae, Streptophyta, Magnoliopsida, Poales, Poaceae. Gene Ontology annotation, biological process: cell wall biogenesis; xyloglucan biosynthetic process. Gene Ontology annotation, cellular component: Golgi apparatus; membrane. The transcript has 2 exons.